UUAAUAAGUAGUAUUGCUAUUCUGUUUAUCGUUUUCCCAGUUCCUCAUUGAAUCUUUUGAUUCUUAUUUCUCUAAUUAGUUUACAUAAUUGCUUACACAACAAAAAAUAAAUCACAUGACUAUUACUUCAAAUGGGCAAAAUAGGGAAACUUACUUUUGGAGCGUCCUUUGUACUUUGAUUUUAGGUGUUUGAAUGUUUGAUCUCUUUGAUCGUUUGAAAUGCCUUUUUGAUUUUGCACAGUCAGAUUUCAAAUGAAAUAUUAUUAUAAAUCACUAGCUAUAGCUUUGUUCUGUGCGAGAUUUUCUGAAGACUUAUAAUUUGGAGUUCCUGAUAUUAUAGCUGCAGUCUCCGGAUCAUGUUCACAGAGCAGAAAUGCAGCUUUCGGAAACAUUUCUUUAUGCGUGGUUACUUUCCGCUAAGAACGCAUUUAUAGCUGCAGCCAGUGUCUGUAACAUCAAACGAUCUCUCGUUGUAUUCUCCAUUGUUUUGGCUGUUUUCGUGAUACUCUACAUCAAAUAUGCCUCGGAACUCAACACAAAUCUAUCCUCGUCCCAGCUACAACCAGCAGUGCGGGAUGAACAAGUUCCCAAAGGAUCUGGUGACGAGAAAAGUAGUGUUGUUAUCAAUGCUAUGGCCAUGGAUCCCAAAAUCGCAGCGGGGAAUUCUGCCACUGCCUCGAACACCAGUGUAGCAGCGGGGAAAUUGGCGAGCAGCGUGUUGGCCACCUCGACGGAUUCACGUCCUUGCCAGGCUGGAACUCCGCACACCGUGCGGAACCCGUGCCAGCGUUGUUCCAAGUUCGAAGCGUCUUCUGGCAUGGAAUCCUGUCAACCAACAGGUUAUAAAGAGCAGGUGGAGUGUCGUUUGGCAGGCACGGGAGAGAGUGAGAAACCAGCUCGCUUUUGGCGAUCGUGUAAACCGGAUACGAGCCAACAGACGGAAAGUCAGAAAUUUACGAUAUUUACCGCUUUAUCUUUUAUUUGUGCAAUACUGUUCAGUGGUGUUACUCUGUGGAGACAUCACAUGUUGCAGAAACAGAAUGUUCUGAGAAUACAACAACGCAUUCAAAGCUGAAUUAAUUAAAAACUGUAGACAA
This is a messenger RNA of Paramacrobiotus metropolitanus, 1097 nucleotides long. RefSeq lists its product as uncharacterized. Gene Ontology annotation, biological process: mitotic cytokinesis. The record is from RefSeq and is a predicted model, not a curated record. The coding region runs from base 374 to 1075 and encodes 233 amino acids. The transcript has a single exon. NCBI's taxonomy places the organism in Eukaryota, Metazoa, Tardigrada, Eutardigrada, Parachela, Macrobiotidae. Gene Ontology annotation, cellular component: cytoplasm; spindle; midbody.